AUGGAAGUGUGCCAUUUAUUUACCUCUUUUCUUUCUAUAACUUUGGUUUUAAUAUGUAGGGCGGAAAAACCCUACAAUGUGGAGCUUAAUACCUUUGAGAUGGACCAAAUCAUUGAAAAUCAGGAAAAGUGGGUGGAGUGGGGAACUCUGAGGAUGAAAAAGGUCUCACGAAAUAAGUUUGUGGUGUCUGGGGACUUUGAAUUCAAACUCAACAUGGCUGAUCAGCAGAAGAUUGCUCUUAUGGUUUUCACCUACAAUUCCAAUGCCAGAAAGAGGGGUCCCAUGGUGUUGAAUAUGAAUAAGCCCUUCUGUAAGUUCAUCAACGAGGAUAAGGACACGUAUCCACAGAUACAGAAGGUCUCCAAUUUACCGGAGCAGGGAAAAUGUCCCUUCCCCAAAGGCAAAUACCAGAUCGACAAUUACGAAAUGGAGACCAAUUUCCUGCCGGAUAAUGCCCCAAAAGGGGAUUAUCUUCUGCAGUUGACCCUGCUGGAUAAUGAAAUACCAGUGGCUGGACUUGAGGCCACUGUAACCCUGACUUAGGUUAGGUGUAUGUUCUUCCCCAAUAUUUUUACUAGUUUCUGAUUUUUUCCGGUUGGAUCCAUUUGACACGAUAAGCGUUUAUUUGAAUUUUCUUUACCUUAA
Messenger RNA from Drosophila subpulchrella, 645 nucleotides. RefSeq lists its product as uncharacterized. NCBI's taxonomy places the organism in Eukaryota, Metazoa, Arthropoda, Insecta, Diptera, Drosophilidae. The record is from RefSeq and is a predicted model, not a curated record. The transcript has 2 exons. Bases 1 to 543 code for a protein of 180 amino acids.